This is a messenger RNA of Pelagomonas calceolata, 2080 nucleotides long. The record is from the annotation of a GenBank genome assembly. NCBI's taxonomy places the organism in Eukaryota, Pelagophyceae, Pelagomonadales, Pelagomonadaceae.
GUAUCAUAUGUCAAUAGCCAGCGAGCGGAGCAGCUGUGCCUUGUAACAGAGUCGAAUUACACACCUAAAUAUGUAUGGCGAUGCAUCGCGAUUAGCGCGCGCGCAGCAGAGGCGAAAGGCGGGGGUCAAGCAUGUGCCUGCUGAGGUCAAGUGGGAACGUGUACCACGCCGUAGCUUCUCUGGCACAUUUGAUAACUUAAUGUUGACUUUGAAAGUAGUACCUGGAGCUGAUGGCCUCAAUGCUGUCGUUGUGGGCUGGAAAACACCAAUAGAUGACCAUGACGCGGCCGCUGGAUCUUGUGAGAAGCAGAUGCUCGAAGUUGAUUGCCUUAGAAAGGAAUUUGUUGCAAAGAAUCGGACAUUCAAGAACUGGGAGACUGCGUGGCUACUGAUGAAUGACAGACCAGAAGAGUUGGAAGAAUAUCUAGAGCUGCGACCCAAAAUUGCAAACUUUCGGGAACGCGUCGCAUUGAUGAAAAAAACCGAAGAGAAAGUUGAAGCAGAGCAGCAGUGGCGAAGAUAUCAUGAGCUCAAGCUGCGCUGCGAGCGUCUUCUCGAGGCCCGCGAAGUGCUGAGAGAUGUAAAAAGAAUCAAAGAUUGUUCAUUUCAAGACAUGAAGCAAGCUGAUCAGCACUUAGAAAAGUUGUUCGAGCUAGAACGUGAAACAGCAGAAAGAAUCAGUGAGGACCACGUCCUUGCAGAUCAGCAAGGCUGUAGCAUAUCAGAAUUGUUUCCUGCUGUGCAAGCCGGUAUGAUUAUUACAGAAGUUAAUGGUAUCAUGACUGAGAAUCUACCAUGGGUUGAGGUUCAUCAGCUUAUCCAAGAUGCUCACCAUCCACAUAUGCUUCAAUUUCGACGUUAUGACUUCAGACUUAACUCGGUCUCCAGUAAAUGGGAAACGCUCCAGGCAGUCAGAGAACGUGCGCAGUACAUCGGAGAUCCAAGGGUUGGUCGUGAACUGUUCUUACAAGCCUGCCGUGCAGGGACAGAGGAUGUAGUUGCCCAAUACCUCAGAGAAGGUCAGGAAGUAGAUGCCCGGGACACAACACAGUGUACUGGAUUACAUUACUCUGCUUCAAAUAGUCAUCUUGGUGUUAUCAAGAUCCUCAUUGAAGCCAAAGCCACACUCGAAGUGCGUGAUGCCAACUGGGAAACACCCCUAGUCACUACUUGUCGUCGUGGGGAAUGUGAGGGUGCAACCAUGCUUAUUGCGAAUGGUGCUAGGUGUGAUGUUCGAGAUAGAGCUGGUCGUUCAGCUUUUAUCCAUGGCAUCCUUAGUGGGUCAGUUGCUAUGGUCGUUCUACUGUUACAAUUAAUUGAUGAAGACACCAUGCGAUGGCAGCCGGAUAAAAUCUGGAAGUGGACGCCAUUGCACUAUGCUGUCUCAGCUAAACUUCCGUCUAUUGUUGAUGUUCUUCUCAAACAUCAUGCAUCACCCUAUGCCCUGAGCGCCGACGGGAAGACUCCUAUUGUUCUUGCACAGGGCGAGCUGCACGAGGUACAGACUUUGAUUCAACAAUUCAUUUCAAACGAACCAGCACAGUGUGUUUUACCCGGUGGGCUUGAUCGCGGUGCGUUGUGGCUUGGCUCAAGAGAAGCCGCAUAUCCGCAAUUUGCAACAGACCGAGGCUUUACAUCUGUUCUAUCUAUUUUUGAUCGAGGUUUGGUUCUCCGUCUGUUGGAACAAAAUCAUCCUUUAAACUACAGGUCAAAAGGACCCAAAGAUUCGCUGGCUAUCGGACCCUGGGGAGAACAAAGCCAUUGUACAAUGUGAGAUCAUGAUAAACAUGCCAGAGACUACGGAGGAUGCAGCAGCAUGGUACACUCUUACUGGAUUACUAAAAACGUGUACAGAAUUUAUUCACAAAGCUAUCGAGUCAAGUCCCAUCAUUAUCUCAUCCCCAGCCUCAAUACAGUCCACCUUAACAUCACCUCACUCGUAGGCGCAAGGAGACUUUAUUAGUGCACUGUGACCUUGGAAUUCACACAUCGUUCUGCAUUGUCCUUGCUUAUAUGAUGACCAAGCGACGACUGAGACUACGAGAAUCAGUUCUGCAUCUACAAAAAAUCAGACGACAGC